GAUCAGCUAAUCCAGCUCAAGACAACUGAGAUGGCAAACAAGGACCUAGACAGAUAUUACAAUGCACUUGACAAGUGAGCUUUUCAACAAGUUUGACAUUUCAUUUCUUUUAGUAUUGCAUUUUUUUUACCUAAUUCAUUUAGGGGGAUACAUUCUUCAUUUAUUUGCUUAAUUUUGAAUUAUUUAAGAAUAUAUAUGUAUAUUUGUAUACGGUAUUUUAUGCGCCUAACAAAACAAUUAGUAUUUUCAGUAGUUUCUUAAGAUGUAAAGUUGUAAUAAUAAAUGAUUUACUUUGAGCACCUGGUAUGAAGGAAUUUGAGUCUUUUGAGACCUAUUAAAGUAGUGGAUUGGCCUAUGGUUGCACAAACCAUGAGAUCUUGUUGAUGCUUCCACUUGUCAUUUUUCAUGGAAAACACUCAUCUUUCUUUUUGAAAUUAUUCACAGAUUUUGUGUUAACAUUUUACUUCAGUUGCUUGAGUGCUUGUUCCAAUAUGAGCCUUGAUACCCUUUGAUCUGUCUUAUUUAGAGCACUCAUGCGCUUCCACACAAUGAAAAUGGAAGAAAUAAAUAAGAUUAUAAGAGAAUUAUGGCAGCAGACAUACAGGGGACAGGAUAUAGAUUACAUAAGCAUUCAUUCAGAUUCUGAAGGUGCUGGUACUCGAUCUUACAGUUAUAAGGUUUUAAUGCAAACUGGUGAUGCAGAGCUGGAAAUGCGGGGAAGAUGCAGUGCUGGCCAAAAGGUCCUUGCCUCACUUAUCAUACGUCUUGCGUUAGCUGAAACUUUCUGCUUAAACUGUGGAAUACUUGCUCUUGAUGAGCCAACCACCAACUUAGAUGCCCCAAAUGCCGAGAGUCUUGCUGCAGCUCUUCUGAGAAUUAUGGAAGACAGAAAAGGCCAGGAGAAUUUUCAACUGAUAGUAAUCACACAUGAUGAGCGGUUUGCUCAAUUAAUUGGUCAACGCCAGCAUGCAGAAAAAUACUAUCGGGUUACAAAAGAUGACCACCAGCAUAGUAUAAUUGAAGCCCAGGAGAUAUUUGAUUGAUAGUUCAUUCAACUGAAUAUUAUUCUCCUCGGGUCUUAAUUCGGGUGGAGCUUCACACUAGGUGCUUUCUGAAAUCGGAACCAUGAACAAGAAAUCAUUGUGUUGUAUAAAAGAUUAUAGCUAUAGCUCAGCUCUUAAAGCGCCAUUCAAUAUAAUUUCUGAUAUUAUGAACACCGGGAAGGAGAUAUUGUGAGAGCUUUUGUAUGUAAAGUUGUUGAUUUGUAAUUCCAGAUCCUGUACUAAUUUUAUGAUUUGUGCAUUUUUAUGUUACUCUUUUUUUGAAGUGUUUGAGGCCUGUGAUGAACACAAUGCUUGGAGCACUUGAAUGGGUGUUUUGUUUUUUUAAAAUACUACUACAUAGAUACAGAGGCAUCAAUUCAUUCUUCAUGCAUGAAAGUGAGG
Ilex paraguariensis (yerba mate) is the source of this 1445-nucleotide messenger RNA. Lineage: Eukaryota; Viridiplantae; Streptophyta; Magnoliopsida; Aquifoliales; Aquifoliaceae. The record is from the annotation of a GenBank genome assembly.